CAGGAACAACUUUUCGUAUUAGAAUUGAUUGAAUAAUGGAGAACGAUGAACUCAGCAUGGAGGUGGUGGAGCCGGAAGACGCCGAGAGCGAUAUGGAACCUGACAGCGGAAGCGAAGACGAGGAUCCAAAUAGCUUAACAUCAUCGAAGAAUCAAAAAGAAGUUUAUUUGCCGGGCAGAGCGCUAGAUGAAAAUGAAGAGUUGGUGUGUGAUGAAAGUGCCUACGUUAUGCUGCACCAAGCCUCCACUGGUGCUCCCUGCCUAAGUUUUGAUAUCGUGCCCGACGAGCUGGGAUCGGGUAGGGAGCAGUAUCCCCUGACGGCGUAUAUUGUGGCUGGAACACAAGCGGCGCGCACACACGUCAACAACCUAAUUGUGAUGAAAAUGAGCAACUUGCACAAAACACAAAAUGACGAUGAUGAUGGCGAUGAUGACGAGGAGCUGGAGGACGACCAGGACGAAGGUGUAGACCGGGAAGAGCUAAAGAAGCCAGAGAUGACAUGUGCGCUGAUUAAACAUCAAGGCUGUGUGAAUCGAGUGCGAGCCCGUCGCUUGGGUAACAGCGUAUUUGCUGCCUCCUGGAGUGAGCUAGGCCGUGUAAAUAUAUGGAAUUUGUCAAAGCAACUGCAGGCAGUCGAAGAGGCUCCCCUGUUAAAGCAAUACGAGCGUGAAACGGCAACAGAAGCCGUGCGGCCCGUGUACACAUUUAGUGGCCAUCAGCAGGAGGGCUUCGCCAUUGAUUGGAGCGCUUGCGCCGACGGCGUAUUAGCUACGGGAGACUGCCGGCGAGAUAUACACGUGUGGAGCCCACUGGAGGAUGGUUCAUGGAAAGUCGAUCAACGCCCUCUAAUUGGCCAUACAGAGUCUGUGGAAGAUUUACAAUGGAGUCCAAAUGAACGCAGCGUUUUAGCAUCGUGCUCCGUAGAUAAGACGAUACGCAUUUGGGAUUGUCGCGCGGCACCUCAAAAAGCUUGCAUGUUGACGUGUGAAAAUGCGCACGAGAGCGAUAUAAACGUAAUCUCGUGGAAUCACACCGAGCCCUUUAUUGCCAGCGGUGGCGAUGAUGGCUUCUUGCACAUUUGGGAUUUGCGUCAGUUCCAAACUAAGAAACCCAUCGCCACGUUUAAGCAUCAUACCGACCACGUGACCACAGUCGAAUGGAAUGCGAACGAAGCAACAGUCCUGGCCUCUGGCGGCGAUGACGACCAAAUCGUGCUGUGGGAUCUGGCAGUGGAAAAAGAUGCUGACCAGGCGCAAGCACCAGUAGAAAAUGAAGACGAACUAAAUAAAUUGCCGCCACAGCUGCUGUUUAUUCAUCAGGGUCAAAAGGAGAUAAAGGAGCUGCAUUGGCAUCCACAGCUUCCCGGUGUUCUGCUCUCCACAGCUCAUAGCGGCUUCAACAUUUUCCGCACAAUAAGUGUGUGAGCACUUCUAUACUUUCACACGAUCCGACAUAAAGAUCAUAUAAUAAGUAAUCUGAUGUACCAUAAAAUAAAUAAAUAGACAUAACUAAA
This is a messenger RNA of Scaptodrosophila lebanonensis, 1513 nucleotides long. RefSeq names its product glutamate-rich WD repeat-containing protein 1. The record is from RefSeq and is a predicted model, not a curated record. The transcript has a single exon. Gene Ontology annotation, molecular function: protein binding. Bases 36 to 1424 code for a protein of 462 amino acids. NCBI's taxonomy places the organism in Eukaryota, Metazoa, Arthropoda, Insecta, Diptera, Drosophilidae.